Messenger RNA from Eurypyga helias (sunbittern), 618 nucleotides. Its product is annotated as guanine nucleotide-binding protein subunit alpha-14-like. Gene Ontology annotation, cellular component: heterotrimeric G-protein complex. NCBI's taxonomy places the organism in Eukaryota, Metazoa, Chordata, Aves, Eurypygiformes, Eurypygidae. The record is from RefSeq and is a predicted model, not a curated record. Gene Ontology annotation, biological process: action potential; adenylate cyclase-modulating G protein-coupled receptor signaling pathway; phospholipase C-activating dopamine receptor signaling pathway. Gene Ontology annotation, molecular function: G protein-coupled receptor binding; guanyl nucleotide binding; G-protein beta/gamma-subunit complex binding.
GAGAGUGCUCAGAUGAUCAGAGAAGUGGAAGUGGAUAAAGUGACAGUGCUGGAAAGAAGACAAGCUGAAGCAAUCAAGAAGCUCUGGGAAGACCCAGGAAUUCAAGAGUGCUACAACAGACAAAGGGAGUAUUAGCUCUCAGACUCUGCUAAGUACUAUCUUAUUGACCUUGAUCGUAUUCCUAUGUCCUCAUUUGUGCCAACUCAGCAAGAAUUCUUAGGAGUCCAAGUGCCAACGACAGGGAUUAUUAAGUAUCCUCUUGAUUUAGAAAAUAUUAUAUUUAGGUAUAAUAUAUUUAGGUCAGAUGGUUCAGUAUACAAUUAUGGAAGUAGUUGCUGCAACUUCACUUCCAAGGUCCUUUGUGUUUUUGCAUUCAGUAGUUAGGGUCAAGUGGAAGACAGCAAGGCCUUAUUUAAAACUAUCAUUACUUACCCCUGGUUUCUGAAUUCUUCAUUUAUUUUGGUUUUAAAAAAAGAUCUUCCAGAAGACAAAAUCACGUGUUCUCAUCUAACUAGUUACUUUCCAGAACACACAGGGUUUACCAUUGGAGAAAGCAAACUGCACAACAUUCUAGAAAGCAGUAUCGUGAUAGCUUUUGCUCCGCUAACAUACGACUGA